CAUUUAGCCUCAGUGUCUCCUUAGGUCACAGAUCGACCUCAAAGAUUCUUGCUGCUUGGAUCAUCUCUGGCCACCAUGAUCUCCUACCUUCUCUUACCUGUCGUCAUUCUCCGUGUUGCCGUGUCACAACAAGUCACCAUUACCGGUACAACAAACCCAAACAAUAAGGCAACGGAUUUGUACAAAGACAAGCUGAAAGACAUUGAGGAUGAACUGGAAAAGACCAACACAUCUUUAAUUAUCACAGAGGAUAAUGAACAUUUCCAGGACCAAGAGAAUGAAAUGCCAUUUAAACACUGCCACCGGGGUGAGCUGAUACAGCUCUUUCACCAGUACUGUGGUAAACGUUUUCAUGCAGAAAUGCAUGGUAUCCACAAAAAUGACUGGUGUGUCCUGAAACACAUUAUCAGAAUCUACAACAAUUUGACGGUAUGUGUGGAGCUUGUGACUGGGUUAUCUGACUGCUAUUUUCCAAAUACUGAUGUCCAAGACUUCUUCGUCUACAUCCACUCCACCUACUUCCAGAACUGCACGGAGAUAGAAGAGCUGCUCAAAGAUGCCCCUACCAGCCUGGUGGUGGCACUCACCAUCAUCGAAGUGAGCUUUAUCCCUGUCCUGGUUUGUCUGGUACUUUGGAAAAGUUAGGAACUUACUGGCCCAUAUUAAUAAAAAAAUGACUUAGCUUUGAACAUUUUGGCCACCAAAGCUUUAGGCUGAAGAUUCUUUGAUUCAUGGAUUCAUUUCUGCAAAAAAGUGUGCUGUGUAAAAUGUCUUACAGGAGCAGAUGGAUGAAAAGAAAAAAGAAUACUUUAGCUCUCCUGGUUUUAUCUAAAACAUAAUUACUUUCUGCUUUUUAAAAAGUAUAUGAAGCAACAUCUCAGAAUCUGUUUUGCUUUUAAGGCUGAAUGAUUAACGUGAUGCAUAAGUAUUAUUUUUAAAACAGUCUUAUUGAAGUAUCAAGACCACACACUAAGCAAUAAAAGCAACAUUAAAAAUACUAAUUCUCAUAAACAAAUACUUUCUGAAAAUGAUGAAAAAUUUUAAAUUUUUGAUUUAUAAAAAACAAGUAAAGACUGAUAUUUUCUAUAUGUAUCACUAGAGGGUGCUCACUCACUUAUUUGAGUCCAUGCUAUACAGUUUUAACAGUUUUAAAGCUACAUAUACAAGUCCAUUUAAGCAUUAUUGACAUGUCUGAAUUUAUGUUGACAAAAACAAUACAAAAGCUGUAAAAAAAAAAAAAAAUCCAGUUAUGGAGAAAAUAUCCCUAACUUACCAUGUGUGAAGCAUUCAAUAGCAGAUAUGUAAAGGUUCUCCAAGUAAUUUUCAAUUUCUCAUUUUAUUUACAAAUUUUUUUAUUUUUUUUGUUUUUCUGAGUAGCUUUUAAAACUUGAACCUGAUGUUCCUGUGCAAUUUAUUCUAAAUAAUUUGGAAAGGCUCAAUCUUCCCCACCCUAGAGAGAAAAUAAAGAGGAUAGUCAAAGUCUAAUUCAGCUUUUUUGUCAAUGUGCUUUACAUGCUGGACAAACAGCCAAAUUAAAAUUUUGAUGCUAAUGGACGAUUGGUGUAACAAACAUCAAUGAUAUCUGAAAUAAAGCACCAUAGCAACAAAUAGGAAGUAAGGGUUAAAAUCAGAACAGUAAUAAUCAGAGGAAAUUCUGCAGUUGUUGUCAGGCAGUAUUUAUAUUUAGGUCGGUUUAGACUGCUCUUUGAAUUUAAAGGUCAGGAAACAACCUGAACCAUAUAUUCUUAACCUCAAAAACCCGACGGACCCACCGGUGGAACCUCUAGGGUUCUAGAGGUUAAGCCCGAGGAGUAACAUGAGUAAACGCAAAAAAUACAAACACUGUAAAACUCAUUAAACAAACAUUUGUAUGUUUAAUGAGUUGUCCUCUUGAAAAUAUUCUCCAAUUUGUGGCUAUCAGGGAAAAGGAUAUCUGUGUUUUAGUGCCCUCUCUUGUUUUCUGCUUUAGUGAACAAUAACGAAGUAUAAUGAAGUAUGCAUUGCAAAAAUCCUCUAAAUCUUUUGGACUUCUUUAUAUUUUUUUGCUGUUUAUGUAAUGUCAAGGGUAAAUGAUACAUAUUUCUUUUAAUUCUUUACAAAUGACAAUUUGAAAAGUGUGGCAAGCAUUUGUAUUAAACCCUGUUUACUAUGAUAUCUCUGAAUAAAAUCCAGUGCAUUCCCAAACGUACGGUUUAGGAAUGUGUUUAUUUCAGCAGACACAUGUAAUUUGGUAGGAUAGAUGGCUGGUAUAAAUAGGAAAAGACAACCAGAGAUGAUGUUCAUUUUUCAGCAGGGCAGAGCUCCUGAACACAUAGCCCGGGGUACAACUGAGCUUAAUGAUGAAGUCUUAAUCAUUAGCUAGAAUGGCCACAUCAAAGUUCAGGCUUAAAUCUGACGGAGGUCAUGCUGUUUCGCAAUGAAAAAAAAAUGGGUGAAAGAUUUCUGUAUCAACUGUAUUACUUUCUACAAAGUUUUGACUUGGAAGCCCAAAUGCCACACUUUUUUUGUGUACAUAAUCAACUGGAAAGUCUUGUAAUUUAGAUUGUUUUGUUCCCUGAAAUAAGUUCAGUCUAUUGAAACUAUGAUAACUCCAUGUUACUCCAAAUUAGUGUUUUACACAUGUAUUUUUACCUACCUAAAAGCUCCGAUUAAAGUCUAAGUAUUCGACUAAUCUUUUUAGUUAAAAAGAAAAACUUAGAAGCAAAAAGAGACAAACGUAAAUGCAUACAAACAAAUUAGCAUGGCAGAAUAGUGUUGAUCAAUUUCUUCUCUGAACCAGAAACAGUACAGUCACACACUGACAACCUCAGCCUUGCUAAACAACACUGUAAGUAAAUCUUGCAUCAAAUCUUUGAAAGUCGAAUGUAAAAAGACAAAUUCAUUGUAAACUAUUGCUGUUUUCUUUUUGAAAAUAAAACAUACAAAAUUA
Gambusia affinis (western mosquitofish) is the source of this 2929-nucleotide messenger RNA. RefSeq names its product receptor activity-modifying protein 1-like. Gene Ontology annotation, cellular component: membrane; signaling receptor complex; cell surface. The record is from RefSeq and is a predicted model, not a curated record. NCBI's taxonomy places the organism in Eukaryota, Metazoa, Chordata, Actinopteri, Cyprinodontiformes, Poeciliidae. Gene Ontology annotation, molecular function: coreceptor activity. Gene Ontology annotation, biological process: intracellular protein transport; protein localization to plasma membrane; calcium ion transport. The transcript is spliced from 5 exons. The coding region runs from base 76 to 645 and encodes 189 amino acids.